GUCGUCGAUCUCUCUCCAUCUUCCCCCCCCCCCCUUCGCAUCUACACAGACCAGUCAAGAUGGGCAAGAGCUCGACUAAGAAGGAGGUCAAGGCCUCGAAGAAGGACAAGACGAUGAAGAAGGAGUCGAAGAAGGAGUCAAAGAAGGAGCUCAAGGCCAAGGCCAAGCUCGCCGAGGAGGAGAAGCUGGCCGCCGCCGUUGCCUCGCCUUCGGCCAAGGACCUGAAGAAGGCCGAGAAGGCCAAGAAGAAGGCCGAGGAGGAGGCCAAGAAGAAGGCUGAGGAGGAGGCCAAGAAGAAGGCCGCCAUGGAGGAGUCUGAUGAUAGCAGCAGCGACAGCAGCAGCGACGACAGUGACUCCGAGGAGGAGGCCAAGCCCGCCAAGGAGACAAAGAAGGAGGAGUCAUCUUCCAGCGACGAAGAGUCCAGCAGCGACGAGGAGGAAGAGAAGGAGGAGGCCAAGCCUGCGGCCAAGGAGGAGUCUAGCGACGACUCAUCCAGCAGCAGCGACAGCAGCGAUGAUGAGGACGAGGAGGAGAAGAAGGAGACCAAGGCCGAGGCCAAGAAGGAGUCUAGCGACGAUUCGUCCAGCAGCGACUCUAGCAGCAGCGACGACGACGAUGAUGAUGAGGAAGAGGAGAAGGAGGACGACGCCAAGCGUGGCUCUUCCGGUGAUGGCGAGAACGACUCGAAGCGCGCCAAGGCCGCUACCGAGGACGAUGGCGAGGCCGUCAGCAUGUUCAUUGGUGGUAUCUCCUGGAACGUGUCUGAGGAUGAUGUCGUCAACUUCCUCAACGAGCUUGGCUGCGGCUCCGUCAACAGCGUGCGCAUCAUGUACCGCGAUGACGGCAAGUCCCGUGGCUUUGGCUACGCCGAUCUCUCCUCGGCCGCCCGCGAGCAGUUCCUGCAGGUCACCGACGCCGUUCUGGAUGGCCGCACCCUCAAGUUUGACAAGGCCGACAAGAAGACCCCCCGUCCCUCCAUGGGUGGUGCUCCUGGCCAGCUCUCCGCCGAAUCUAGCACCCUUUUCGUCAAGAACCUCAGCUUCCGUGCUGAUGAGAACAGCGUUUGGGAGAUUUUCGGUGACGCCAAGAGCGUUCGCAUUGUCACGGACCGUGAGACUGGCAACUCCAAGGGCUUUGGCUACGUCGAGUUUGAAGACGUUGACUCUGCCAAGACUGCCUUGAACACCAACCAGGGUGUUUCCAUUGCCGGUCGCGAGGUCUUCCUUGACUUUGCCACUCCCCGUGCGCCUCGCCCUGAGGGCGGUCGUGGUGGCUUCCGUGGUGGUCGCGGUGGUGGCCGUGGUGGUAGCUUCCGUGGUGGCCGCG
Messenger RNA from Monosiga brevicollis MX1, 1329 nucleotides. RefSeq lists its product as uncharacterized. Gene Ontology annotation, molecular function: RNA binding. The record is from RefSeq and is a predicted model, not a curated record. Lineage: Eukaryota; Choanoflagellata; Craspedida; Salpingoecidae. The transcript is spliced from 2 exons. The annotation marks the transcript as partial.